This is a messenger RNA of Athalia rosae (coleseed sawfly), 3480 nucleotides long. RefSeq lists its product as uncharacterized. Lineage: Eukaryota; Metazoa; Arthropoda; Insecta; Hymenoptera; Athaliidae. Bases 1039 to 2772 code for a protein of 577 amino acids. The record is from RefSeq and is a predicted model, not a curated record. The transcript is spliced from 3 exons.
CUGGUACCGAACGCGCCUUUUACUCCGAUCCGCGAGAAAAUAAACGCGGCACGCCGGUUACUUGUCUAGUUUUAUUUUUUCCUUUUCUUUUUUUUUUCUACCUUCGCCUCCGCAUCGUCACUCCUCCGCCCGUUCGUCCCCGCGACGGAAUAUUGUCCGUCUCCGGUGAAGAAGAAUUCAAAUUCACAGAAAUUCUUGCCGUAUCGGAUGCAUCGGAUUUGAAGAAUUUUCACAGCGGUUGAUUAACAACAGUGGAAAACGAAGAGGCGUGUUUUUGGGCGGAACUCCACGGAGAUUCGGAUGUACCCGAAGCACCUGCCCGCGUCUCCGUUAUCUCGAGUUAUUUUGUAGUCGUCGCUGUAUAAAGAGCGGCGGGAGAAUUGGUGCGCACCGUUUCUUUGCUUACUCCGUUGUCUCGUUUAUUUUUCGUUUCGUAUCCAGCCGAAUGGAAACUUGAAAGUAUUUCUAGCAGUUCUCGCAUCGAAGCUCUCGCUGGUUCGAUCGAUCAAAUCUAUCGAAUAGGCGAGACGUUAUAUUAUAUUCCCACAGAGUCCGGGUCAUCGGGAUCCGAGAGUGCAUACAUAUCUCGUUGGAAAAAUGAUAAUGUGCAGUUUCAAUCCAACGGGAAGAACACAAUGCGAAUGUUUUUCUAUCGUUGAAGAAAGAUUCCCAGGAAAAAUUUUUCUCAAAAGGAGCGUAAUUCUGACCUUAAAGGCUGAGGAACUCAAGUAAUUGUCGAACAGCUCUUAAUUAUACCUCUUGUCAGUAAGAGUGUCUGAAGAAAAGAAAAUUGUUACGCUUUAAUUGCAACUCUGCUAUUUGCACCAAGAAUAGUAGUCACGUAGUCGUCGUUCGUGUUGAUCUUAUACUGUAACGAGCAUCCUCGCGAACAUGAAAUUCUUAUUCACCGACUCAGGAUUAUACUUACCGAUGUGGGGCAGGAUCGAAAAGUCUUUGGUGUAAAAAAGCGAGAAAUUCGUGUCGCGAUUUUUCAAGAAAAAAAAACAAAAUUUCUCAACAGAGAAAUAUCGAGCCAACAUGCAACUCGCUACCGCCCCCAGGCCACAUCCACCCCCCGUACCACCCAGACCUAGCAGACAGGUGGUUGCUGAGGCUUUGAAGAGGUCACCUAGACCUCCUUGUCCGACUAGACAAGCUCCCCCUCCCCCUGACACGAAACCAUGGAGAGCUCAGGAGCAGGAAAACGUUCCCAAAACUGCGGGCCCUCCAGCAGGAGCCGGGAGGACGAUUGUGUACGAAUCUGCUUUGAAAGGGGUUAACGGCGAGUCGAGAGAAGUGGGUGAAAUCGGAGGUGCGGAUAAGAACGUUUUGGCCAGAUUAGCGACCGACGAAAAGUUGAAAGAUAAGAAUUUGACGUCAGGUACGGUCGAUCAAGCGCCGAUCGGAGGCGGAGGAGUGAGCGCUCGUGAUCUGGAAAUACUACAACGUCAACAACAGCAGCAACUCGGCGUAAGAAUUCUCAGUGAAAGGAACGAGAGGAACGCCUCGAACCUGCAGAUGCAGAUGCAACAUGGUCAGAGGCAACGUCCGACGCCGGUCGAGAGGCAUCAGCUCCAAGUUUCCCACAAUAACUUGAGGGUGCAUCAACUCAGACUGAUCAACGCCCCGAGGGAACUACCGGAGCCGACGAAAAACGCCGAACAAAACGCUAACAAGCAACCAAAGUUCACCAAUCAGAGGCAUAUUCAGGUCGUCAACGGCGCGGUGGUAUUCGAGGCGCAUAAUCCUCAGGUCAAAGUUACCCGCGAGCAGGAAGACGAGGUAAACACUUUCCCACAGGAUACGCAGAAGCCGGAUAUCCUCCCUGCGAUAGAAUUCGAGAAAAUAAAUUCUGCGAACUCUGUAAUCAAACCCGAGAGAAUCAAGGACUCGGACACUCGAAGAAGUCCCGAGUCUCCCGAAACCGUUGAGACGAAAGAAAAGGAGAACCGCAUCACGGAGUCCAAAGAGGAAGAUGAUCUCAAGCCCAAGACACCCCCGGGUAAAAUUUCGCACGACGAUUGCGCUACGGUCGUUGCAGUUGUCGACGAACCCGAGCCCGAACGCAAGGUCGCUUUCGAGGACAGUGUGAAUAUUCAGCACGAAGAUUGGUUGGAAGCUGGCGUCCGUUACUCCUCGACGAAAAUCACCCUUUCCGGUGACGAGGUAACGGACGAGGCUCACGAUUCCAGCUGCAGUUCCGCCGAAGAACAAUUCAGCGGAUUCGACGACUACCGAGAAGAAUUCACCGCCUUCGACUUCGCUAGUAUAAAAGAAAAAAUAGCCAUGUCGAGUCUGCAGGGACUCCCACCCCUGCCGAGAAGUUUGAGUGGAUUUAAUCUAAACACGAAUCGCGACGGAAACGAACCUCCGCCGCCACCAGCGAGGUCGUCCAGUAAACCGCAAAGAGGUGCCAGAGGAGCGCCAGGGGGCGGAAGACCUUCGACACAGGGACGCCAACUCACCACCCUUGACGGGCAGCUCGCAACCCUCAGGAGGGAAAUGUUCGGCCUACGUCAGUUGGACCUCUCGUUGCUAUCGCAGUUAUGGUCGUUGAACGAGUCGAUCCAGGAGUUCCGACACCUUCUUCAGGAGCAGGACGACCGGGCGCCUUCUCCUUCGCCGAGUAGCGAAGAGGGAGACGAUACAUCCUACGGUAGUCAUCCACCGCCUCACCCCAGGAGGCCUCCCCCCGUCACUCACCACCACAGGGCGCCACGACCUCCGCCCAGAAACGAUUCACCCUCGAGCGAGGAGUACGGCGCGGUCUGAAAGAGGAAUUUUCGUUUUAACGUUGGAUUGCCUCCACUCGAUUCGACCCGCGAUCUCCUCCUUCCCCCCCCCCUUUUUGUCACUCCACAUCGAACAGAGGCGAAGAGAAUUAUGAAAUUCACAAGGGCGUGGAGAAUCCCUACAGAAAUUGCAUAAGAACUACAGUGCUGAUCUCAAUGUACGGUGUUACGUUGGCGGCGUAGUCGUACGUACUUCUUUUAUUGUAAAUUUCUUAUAAAUAUACGUUAAUUAUGAUCUAUAUAGCUAUAGUCGAAUAAUUAUACAAAAAAUAUUUUCGUCGAACUUAAAUUAUUAUAAUUGAAAAAAAAAAAGAAGAGAAAAGAAGAGUAACGAAUCGACGCGACAAAUUGCCUUAGAAUACUCGUUCACUGUCACUGAAUAAUUUUGCUUUCAUAAAAUUGCAACCUUUUGUCAGGUCAACUUCGAUUCGUAACUCUGUUUCUAUUGAUACUUGUCCACGCGUGAUUCGAUAAUGAUAAUCGUAAUGUCCCAUGUGAUUAUUGAAUGAGCUGACGAAAUUUAGAACGCCUUUCAUUGGAAGAAAAUUUUUACUCAUAUGUAAAAUACGAAUUCAGAGUCGCAGGUUAUAAAAUUGUUCUCAAAUCCUAAAGAUAUCUCUUUAAGUAUAUUUACGAUUUUAUACGUAAAGAAAAAAUAAUAAUUCAAAAAAAUGAAUGAAUAAAUAAA